AUGCAGCUCACCAAGGCCCUCCUCCCCCUCGCCCUCCUGGCCCCCCUCGUCUCCGCGAACCCCCAAUUAGUCAACGACCUCCUAGGAGCCGGCGAUUCAUCCGACCAAUCUGCCGGAGAGACCGGUGUCGGCAACGCUGGUGUCGGCGCCCCUGUGCAGGCCAGUGUUCCCACCGAGACCGCAGGGGUCGGCGCACCCGUCCAGGCCAGCGCAGCUCCUUCUUCUUCCACUGAGGACGAGGAAGAGACCGCGACCGCGGGAGUCGGCGCACCCGUCCAGGCUACUGGCUCUAGCAGCUCUGAGACUGACUCCGACUCCGGCUCUGGGUCCUCAAGCACCGCCGAAGCGCCCGCCGAGACAGAGACUGGCGCAGCUGGCGCAGCCACCACAAUGGCAACCGAGGCUUCCACAACUGCUGUCCCUACCGGCAUCGUAACAGCCCAGGACGACGACGCCUCCGGCAGUGGCAUCGCUACCGGAUCUAUGACCACCGCCCCUACUACUACGGCCGGCAACAACCAGUCGCAGGAGUCCCAGGGUGCCAGCAGCACCUCUGGCUCUGGAUCUAGCCCCAGCUCCGGCUCCGGCUCCGGCUCCGGCUCUGACUCUAGCUCUGCGGACCCUACUUCCUCUGGCGAUGCCGCUGAUGCCUCGCCGACGGAUGAUGCCGCUUCUGCGGUGCUCGGAAGCCCCGCCUCCAUGCUCGGUGCUAUCUUGCUCUCGGUCGUUGUGCCUUUGUUCUAG
Aspergillus versicolor CBS 583.65 is the source of this 744-nucleotide messenger RNA. RefSeq lists its product as uncharacterized. NCBI's taxonomy places the organism in Eukaryota, Fungi, Ascomycota, Eurotiomycetes, Eurotiales, Aspergillaceae. The record is from RefSeq and is a predicted model, not a curated record. The transcript has a single exon. Bases 1 to 744 code for a protein of 247 amino acids.